Molecule: messenger RNA, 5089 nt
Organism: Hippocampus zosterae (dwarf seahorse)
Lineage: Eukaryota; Metazoa; Chordata; Actinopteri; Syngnathiformes; Syngnathidae
Gene: dusp10
Product: dual specificity phosphatase 10
Exons: 4
Coding region: 315-1733 (472 amino acids)
Biological process (GO): negative regulation of JUN kinase activity; protein dephosphorylation
Cellular component (GO): cytosol; cytoplasm
Molecular function (GO): protein tyrosine/threonine phosphatase activity; MAP kinase tyrosine/serine/threonine phosphatase activity
Source: RefSeq, a predicted model, not a curated record
CAUUGCAGGGCGGGACCUCACUUUCCCCAAAAGAUGCAUUUAAUAUUAAUGAAGUCGCGAAUUGGCUCCAACUCGCGUCAGUCCUGCUGCGCGACUACCGGAGGCUGGCGGACUUCCUUCAACACUAUUUCUGGGUAACGGGGUAAAAGUAGCCCCCCCACAAAAAAUGUUGCCGAUCCACUGCGCGGGGACUCGCUGAAUGGAGGCAGCCCCGUCAUCGAGCGGACAUAGUGAAUUACCGGACCCCCGACAAGCAACACACACACCGAGCGGCGUGUUGAGUUCUCCGUAGACGUCCAGCCCUCGGCCUCCCCAUGCCUCCAUCUCCCCUCGACGACAGAAUUGUGGUGGCGCUGCCAAGGCCGAUCCGACCUCAGGAACUCCGACUGCGACUGGACACCGGCUACCUGGACUCCAUCGCCUCCACCAGCAGCGACAAUACGGUCCUCAGCGCCACCGUGGUGAAGAUUCGGGCGACGGCCAAUCUUGUGACGUAUAUGCCCUCAUCCAAGGGUUCCACGCGCUCCUUGUCGUGUGGAUGCAGCAGUGCCAGCUGCUGCUCGGUGACCACCUACGAGAAGGACAGCCCCAGCCUGAACCACGGUCAGGUGAGCGCCAGCAGCCCCGACCUCAGCUAUGCCGGACCCCCUAUGCUCAGCAACCACGAAGCGUUAAGCGCCUCCAGCCACGCCCCGGGCGCGCCAAGGGCGCACCCGUCCACCACUGUGAGACUCAUCCACCCCAAUGAGCUGGCCAAGCGGAUGACCUGCUGCCCCAUGGGUCACCCCGUGGGACCCGUGCCGGUCAUCAUCGACUGCCGGGCCUUCACGGAGUUCAACAAGAGCCACAUCCGGGGGGCGGUGCACAUCAACUGCUCGGACAAGAUCAGCCGGCGGAGGCUGCAGCAGGGAAAGAUCACUGUGCUGGACCUCAUCUCCUGCCGGGAGGGCAAGGACUCCUUCAAGGGCAUUUUCUCCAAAGACAUCGUGGUCUACGACGACAGCACCGCCGACCCCAACAGGGUGGCGCCCUCGCAGCCUCUCCACGUGGUCCUGGAGUCGCUGAGGAGGGAGGGCAAAGACCCCAUCGUUCUCAAAGGAGGCCUUAGCUGCUUCAGGCAGAGCCACGAGAACCUAUGCGACCACUCGCUGCACCUUCACGAAGGCCCGGACUCGGGCGCCGGCGCCGGCCUGUCGGGGGCGCUACCUCACAUCCUGCCCUCCACUCCGGACAUCGAGAACGCAGACGUGACGCCGGUGCUGCCCUUCCUCUACCUGGGCAACGAGCGCGACGCUCAGGACAUGGGCUUGCUGCAACACUUGAACGUGGGCUACAUCCUCAACGUCACCACCCACCUGCCGCUUUUCCACUACGACGCCGGCCUGUUCGUCUACAAGCGCCUGCCCGCCACCGACAGCAACAAGCAGAACCUUCGCCAGUACUUCGAAGAGGCGUUUGAAUUCAUUGAGGAAGCACACCAAGCCGGUCUGGGCCUUCUGAUCCACUGCCAGGCCGGCGUGUCUCGCUCCGCCACCAUCGUCAUCGCCUACUUGAUGAAGCACACCUGGAUGACCAUGACGGACGCCUACAAGUUUGUCAAAACCAGGAGGCCCGUCAUCUCCCCCAACCUCAACUUCAUGGGCCAGCUGCUGGAGUUUGAGGAAGACCUCAACAACGGAAUCACGCCGCGGAUCCUCACGCCAAAGCUCACGGGCGUGGAGACCAUCGUCUGAAGCGUUCCGAUCGCUCAUUGGCUCGUGAGUAAGCCGCUAUUUAGAUUUUUUUGAUUUUGAUUUUUGUUCCUUGACUCUCCCCCCCUGCUCCCGAGUUCAUCUCGGACUCCGCGGAGUGCCAAAGCCUUUGCGUCAGCAAAAAGCCGUGGGUCAGAACUGAUGAGAAAUGCCAAAAAUCUCCCUACUGUUUGGACCUGGCUGACAUCCCGGAGGAGAGCGCGAGUUGAGAUGUUGAGACAGAGCUCGAGAGAGAGAGAGAGAAUGUCUCUCGCUUGGAAGCGUUCCAUACGGGCCUGCAGAGGAGCAAAAGCGUGAGACGGGACAAGUUCACACUUUGCACUGCGGGCACACGUGUUGGCGGGGCUGGCCAAUAGUGUUGCCAGUCAUUUAAAAAAAAAAAAAAAAAGAACAAGAAAAUAAACAGUUGAAGACACGUCUGGUGUGCUAAUGUUCUAUUUUUAUACAGCAGUGACCAUGACAAGCCCACUAUGGCUUAACUGUGCAAUAAUUUCUCAAUGGAAUGCAAUCUUGAUCUUCUGUGUGUGUGUGUGUGUGUGUGUGUGUGUAUAUAUUGGAAACGUUUCCAGCUCUUUGCUAAAUAUCGCUGUCAUGUCAUUCAUACCGUAUAUUCACGUUGCGGGUGCAAUGCUGAUUAGGGAUGGGCGCUACAUUUGCUCGAUAGACGGCGGGAAAACAUCAUGUCCGGUUUCCAGACAACAAUCGAGCUGCUGACUCGCUCUUUCAAGAGCAAAACGAGACUAAAUUCCGGUUUCAGACGAUCGCGUUCUACAUUUGGCAUUGGCAAACUGAACGGACAAUAAAGAAUGCAAGCAAAUUUUGGAAAUUGGUCGAUUGUCAUGCCCAUCCCUAAUUGGAACGGGAACACCUUUUCGCAGUGGUUCUCAACUGUCGUCACCCCGGAACCUUCAUCGUUUCAAAUUUAAGGCUCGUUUUUAGAGAAGGUAACAAAAAAGUCUCGGACAGAUGGCAGGUAUGUUUUCAAGCAUAUUCCCGGGCUGUGAAGUCGGCUAGCGCAGCGGCCGAGCUGUACUGGAUUAUUUACGCGUAAAGUGUUGAAAAGUACAGGAAAAAAAUAAAUGGUGGGUUGCAUUUAAUCAAUUUUGGGUCGUCAAGCGACGCGGUGGCACAAAAUAAAAAAUAGUGAAAAAUAGUAUUUGGGUCCGGAUGAAACCAUUUUGGGCAACCACGCUCAAAUAAAACUUUUUAAAGUGUAAUCGUUAAGGGCACACUUCCUGUCUGACCUUCAUACGUCUCUGUACCGGGGACAGAAAAAUACAAAUAUAGCAGUCAUGUGACUUAAAAGGGGGACUUUUCCAACUUCUGAUUCAAGUCUUUAUUUUUAUUUUUUUUUAUUUUGCACUGUGUCGCAAGUAAGCCCUCCUAAGUCCAGAUACCCCUGAUAGUUCAAAUUAUUAUUAUUAUUCAUUUUAUUUUUUUACUCGCUGUCUGCGAUCCACCCAAAAUGUUCUGUGACCACGUUUGGUUCCCGGCCCACCAGUUGAGAAUCACGUUUGUAUCUUUUGCCAAAAAUCAACAAAACCACAUUCACACAUGGAAAAAAAAAACUGACAGGACAUAAAUUGAACCUAAAACAGGGCUACGGGUGAUAUUUUUAUGGAACUGAAUAGAUGUAUUCACUGCCUGCUUUUCUUUUCUUUCUUUUUUGGCUCCUUGUCAUCUUUUGUGCUAGCUAUCUUGUAAUAUGCCCUGACGGAGUGUGUGGCUAUUGUGCCGAAUAUGUCUCUCAAGCCCCGUCAUGAUGAGUCGCGGUAAUACACGGUAGCAGAGGUGAGGCGUCCACCUCAAAUGAACGCAGCCCUUCCCCGCCAAAUCUGGUGUGACCUUUCGACCUUUUGACACGAAGGCAAAAUGUCGCUUUCUCGCGCUGUUUCUAGUGCCUCGUUCAAAUGCCUUAACUCGCUUGGAGAUGCGCCCGCGGCGGAGGUUUUCACCCACAGCUUUUUAUAAGUGCGGUCUCGGUCUUCUUGCCCUUUCAGAUGAAAUUAUUUAGAAUUUUGCUCGGCGAUAUAAGCCGCCGGAUGUAUCCUUCCGUGACCCGCCAUGACAGUCUUUGUCAUUUGCAUUUCGAAGUCAAAAUGUGGCCAGGAUAUGAAUCAUCUGGGGCUUGACUGGAAUGUAAAUGUGAGUCAUGGGAAAAUAAAGUGUGAAUUCAACUCGAUGCUAAAUAAUAUGCCCACAUCCAAAGUUGACCCUCAGCCCACCGCGUCUCAAUUUUCACACUCAUUGAAUCAUCGCCCACGAGUUUUUUUUUUUUUUUACUUCCUGCCUUGGUUAGGUCAUUACCAGAGCUGGUGAUGGAAAUAGACUUUUAAGGUAAAAUACUGAACACACUGACACUAUCCUCAAGAACAACAACCGCCCCCCCCCCCCUUAACCCCCAACUUCCAGAUUUCCUGGUGAAAAAUUCACGCUAUGCAAAUGGGAAACGUCGCAGGUCGUUUGUACAGAGUAGUCAAUUGUGUUUAAAGGGACGCUGGCGCAACAAGGAGAGUUUGCAAUCAUUUUGCCGGUCCCUCCGAAUUCAAGUGCGUCCUCACGUUGUAUGGCGGCGUCUUGUCGGCAUUUAUCUUCAGCGAUCAGCCUCGGGGCGCAGAAAAAAAAAAAAAUUAAAUACGAGAGCUUGCCAUCCUGAGCCAAUGUUAUUUACGAGUAAUGUAUGCUUUUGCUUCGCGACACGUGGCUUUUUUGUUGUUGUUGUUGUUUUGCGUAUGCACUGAUCUAUAUGACAAUGUAAACAGUGUAGUGUACAUCGCAGCUAUCAGCUUGAGGCGACGAAGGACGCCAUUUGCUGCUGCUGCGUGUGAGGGACUCGCGCAGUCCAUCCGGUGCUGUCUUUUUUAUCCCUGCAAUGCUUGUUCUUUUUCUUGUCAUGAUUUUCGUGUCCGUAGCUUGAUCUUUCUUUUCCUGCCUCACAACGAUAUCAUGUAAAGUUUCUGCUUUGGGCUCAGAGGCUCCAUUAGAAUGAUUUACACAUUUCUAUCCCCACCCCCUCCCCCUUUGUGUCAACUUUCAAGAAUAUUCAAUAUGUGACUCUAUACAGUAUCUAUUUUCUUUGUAUGCGUAUAUUCGGACUAUUUUUGCACUGACCUAUGGACAGAUGGAUUUAUUUUUCUCCACAACAGGGUGCUAUUAUAACGGAGGCCUUCUCCCUCACUUUUUUUUUUUUUUUUUUGCAUGACUUGCUCCGAAUUCGUCCACUUGUCUGUCAUCCCUUCGACUUUGACGACCGCUCCUCCUCGAACGGUUACCACUGAAGCACUGUAAUUUUUGUAAUCUCUACUUGUGAGCUUUGAAAAUAAACAGGGAGGCUUCGA